Messenger RNA from Penaeus monodon (black tiger shrimp), 936 nucleotides. RefSeq names its product cuticle protein CP1499-like. NCBI's taxonomy places the organism in Eukaryota, Metazoa, Arthropoda, Malacostraca, Decapoda, Penaeidae. The record is from RefSeq and is a predicted model, not a curated record. Bases 25 to 864 code for a protein of 279 amino acids. The transcript has 3 exons.
GGGGUCUUCGAUCAGGAAAACAACAUGAGGCUUCUGGUUGUAUUGGCAGUGGUGGGAGUGUGCUCGGCUGUCCCCUUCAUCCAGGACACGCCCGAAGUGCAGGCUGAGAAAGCACGGUUCUUCCAAAGCUUCCGUGCUGCUCAGGCUGCUGCCACUCCCCAGCAGGCCCUCCACCGCCCCUCGCCCGCCGUCCAGCCCCAGUGGUAUGGACCCGUAGCUGCCACCGUCCCCGCCGGCGUCGACGGCACCAUCACCCCCGUGGGCGACACCGCAGAGGUGGCCGCCGCCCGCAACGCCUUCCUCAACGCCUACAACGCACAGGUGAGGGCCACAGCUGGUGCUGCGCCUGCCGGUCCCUCCUUCGCCCCCGCCUACAGCCCCGCCCCAGCUGUUCCUAAAGCACGGUUCUUCCAAAGCUUCCGUGCUGCUCAGGCUGCUGCCACUCCCCAGCAGGCCCUCCACCGCCCCUCGCCCGCCGUCCAGCCCCAGUGGUAUGGACCCGUAGCUGCCACCGUCCCCGCCGGCGUCGACGGCACCAUCACCCCCGUGGGCGACACCGCAGAGGUGGCCGCCGCCCGCAACGCCUUCCUCAACGCCUACAACGCACAGGUGAGGGCCACAGCUGGUGCUGCGCCUGCCGGUCCCUCCUUCGCCCCCGCCUACAGCCCCGCCCCAGCUGUUCCUGCCGCCCCCGUGCAGCCCAAGUGGACCGGCCCCGUGGCAGCCACCGUGCCCGCCGGACUCCCAGGCUCCGCCCCUCAGGUCGCCGACACCGCCGAAGUCGCAGCCGCCAAGCAGGAGUUCUUCAACACGUACCAGAGGCAGGCGGCAGCUGCAGCGCCUCCUUCGCGCAACUACUUCUAAGCUACUCUGUGAUCUUUAAACCAAAAUAUUACCAAAGUAAUCGAGGGAAUAAAGAUGAUUGAUCUAUUCUAA